This is a messenger RNA of Tarenaya hassleriana, 2834 nucleotides long. Its product is annotated as tRNA (cytosine(34)-C(5))-methyltransferase-like. Bases 173 to 2611 code for a protein of 812 amino acids. The record is from RefSeq and is a predicted model, not a curated record. The transcript is spliced from 15 exons. Gene Ontology annotation, biological process: RNA methylation. Gene Ontology annotation, molecular function: RNA binding; tRNA (cytidine-N5)-methyltransferase activity. NCBI's taxonomy places the organism in Eukaryota, Viridiplantae, Streptophyta, Magnoliopsida, Brassicales, Cleomaceae.
AUUUAGAUCGCCGAAGACCCAAAACGAAAACAUCGUCGCGUGUUCUAAACCCGCCAGGGCUCGCACGCACAUUGCGGCAGAGGAGCAUUCUGUUCUUUGGAUUUUCGCUUCGGUGAGAAAGAGAUUGUAGGCGGCGCUGCCGGAGACUGAAAUUUCCGACAGGAACUACGUGAUGGGAAGAGGGAGACACAGAGGUCGUUCCCAGAGAAAGCAUUACAAAGACAGUCGAGAAAAUGUCUGGAAACGCCCGAAAUCCGAUGCUCCCGUUGAUUCCGACAACCCUGCCCCUGCCUCUGAAAACCCUGGCUGGGCGCCGCUUAUUACGGAGAACCCUGCGUUUGAGGAGUACUACAAGGAGCAAAGGAUAGUGAAACCAGAAGAGUGGGAUUUGUUCAUGGAAGUUCUUCGAAAGCCCUUGCCUGCUGCGUUUAGAGUCAACUCAUAUGGCCAAUUUUGUGAUGACAUUCUAUCAAAGUUAGAAAACGACUUCAUGAAAUCUCUUCAGGCUGAGGCCAUAGAGGGUGGUGAAUCGGAGGCUAUCAAGCCGUUGCCUUGGUUCCCGAGAAAUCUUGCUUGGCAUUCUAAUUUUUCUCGCAAGCAGAUUAGAAAAGUUCAGACACUUCAAAGGUUUCAUGAGUUUUUGAAACUAGAAAAUGAAGUCGGAAAUAUAACCAGGCAGGAGGCAGUGAGCAUGGUGCCACCUCUCUUCCUCGACGUUCACCCAGAUCAUUUUGUACUCGACAUGUGUGCUGCACCUGGUUCCAAAACGUUCCAGCUGCUCGAGAUAAUUCACGGUUCAUCAGAACCAGGAACGCUACCUAAUGGAAUGGUCGUAGCAAACGAUGUUGACUUCCAAAGGUCUAACCUUCUUAUUCACCAAACAAAAAGAAUGUGCACGGCCAACCUAAUUGUCACUAACCAUGAAGGACAACAGUUCCCUGGUUGCCGCUUGAGCAAGGGUUCUUCCAGAGUCGCAGAGAAAGGAUUGAGUGGCGGAGAUUUGGAUCUUAACCAGCUUUCCUUUGACCGUGUCCUGUGCGAUGUUCCAUGCAGCGGUGAUGGUACCCUCCGCAAGGCUCCAGACAUCUGGCGGAAAUGGAAUUCUGGAAUGGGCAAUGGACUCCAUGGUCUACAGGUUUUGCUUGCCAUGAGAGGCUUAUCUCUGCUAAAAGUCGGUGGGAGAAUGAUAUACUCAACCUGCUCAAUGAACCCAGUCGAGGAUGAAGCUGUUGUUGCCGAGAUCCUGAGGAGGUGUGCAGGCUCUGUUGAGCUUCUAGAUGUCUUGAACGAGCUUCCUGAACUUAUUCGGAGGCCAGGUCUUAAGACAUGGAAGGUGCGUGAUAAAGGUGCCUGGUUCACUUCUUACAAAGACGUUCCCAAGUAUCGGAGAGGUGGAAUCCUUCAGAGCAUGUUUCCUUCUGGGAAAAGUUAUAUGGAAAACCCUGAGAACGGCAGUGGUGAUGGCUGUCAAGGUGGAUGCAAAGAAACAGAGAACGCAGAAGCUGCUUCAUCUGAUGAAUCGGUUGAGGAAAUUUCUAAUCUCCCCCUCGAACGCUGCAUGAGGAUAUCGCCUCAUGAUCAGAACACUGGAGCCUUUUUCAUCGCAGUCCUUCAGAAAGUCUCUCCCUUGCCAGAGCUACAGGAGAGAACAAAUCCACGAAAAAACUUGUCUACCCGGAGUGAUGAAUCAUCGGCAAAGUCUCCUGAUGCAAAAGAGGAUGCAGAGGAAAAAGUUUCAGAGGCAGCAUCGAGCAACGACCUUUCAGACAGCAAAGCAGAUGGAGAUGAUGUAAUAGAGCCUGAGAACAAAAAGGCAGAUGGAGAAUCAGUCGUGGAAGAAACUCAAGUACCCGACGGUAAAGAAACUAACACAGCUAACACAGGAGGCAAGAGAAAAUUACCGAUGCAAGGGAAGUGGGUAGGUUUCGACCCUGUUGUCUUCCUGAAAGAUGAUACGGUAAUCAACAGCAUCAAGUCAUUUUACGGCAUCAGAGAGUCCUUCCCACUGCACGGUCAUCUCGUGACGAGAAACAGUGAUACAAGCAGCGUAAAGAGAAUUUAUUAUGUCUCAAAAUCAGUUAAGGAUGUUCUUGAGCUGAAUUUUGCAGUCGGGCAGCAGCUAAAGAUUGCCUCCGUCGGCCUCAAGAUGUUUGAGAGGCAGUCGUCGAAAGAAGGAACAAGUGUGCCAUGCUCGUUCCGAAUAUCGUCAGAGGGGUUGCCGACGAUACUUCCGUACAUCACGAAACAAAUACUGUAUGCGCCGUUGGCGGAUUUCAAACAUCUACUGCAAUACAAAUCGAUCAAGUUCCCAGAUUUUGUGGAUCAAGAACUGGGUCAGAAAGCAGCCAAUCUGGUGAUGGGGUGCUGCGUGGUCAUUCUCAACGAUGGAACCCAGUCGGGGACGGAACCAGUGAAGGUGGAUGGAUCGACGAUAGCCAUCGGAUGCUGGAGGGGUAAGACCAGUUUGGGCGUUAUGGUUGCACCCGCUGACUGCCAGGAACUGCUCGAGCGGCUUAACGAUAGAACUCCGAGUGUCGAAGAGGUGGAAUCUAGUCCAGUAAAUAGAACCAAUGGCGAGACUGGCUGCCCUCUUGACGUGGAAACAGCAUGAAAUGAAAGCCUCCCCCCGGACAUGAACGAACUCCGAGGUUGUACUCUUUUGUUUCUGUUGUGGUUUUUCCGAUAAUUUGCAAUUGCUUUUUAUGUUUGUCAAUCAAUAAUGUCUCUGAUGGAUGAUUACGGAGAAAAGACGAACAAUUCUAUUGUUCGAAUUGAAAGUUUCUUAUCCAAAAACCCAUUGAUAUUAAAGACUAAACAAGCUGGUGAUUAUUCGA